AUGGAUGAAGGAAAUUCUUCACAAAAAGUAGAAGCAGAGUCCCCUUAUGAGGUAUUAAUUUCAUUUGAAUUUGUCUUCAUCUUGCAUUUUGUUAAUGAAACUAUGGGGAUCACGGAUAAAAUUUGUCAAGCUUUGCAAAACCAAUCGCAAGACAUUUUAAAUGCUACGCAUUUAGUUUCAUCCACUAAAAAACUUAUUCAACAAUUUAGAGAUGAGAAAUGGGAUGACUUACUAGCUACUAUGAUAUCAUUUUGUAAGGAAUGUGGUUUAGAUGUCCCUGAUAUGAACGCUCGUUAUGUUGCAAGAUUUGGUCGAUCUCGUCAUCAACAAGAGGACUUUAGAAAUGAGCAUUAUUAUAAAGUAGAUAUUUUUAAUGCAGGAAUAGAUUCUCAAUUACAGGAACUAAAUCAUCGGUUUAAUAAUUUUUAUCCAAUAGACUUCACAGAUGAUGAGAAGAAUGAUUUGAAAAAGGAACUUGAUCUUUAUAAGUAUGAUGUAGUUCAGCAUUCAAGGUUCAAGAAUUUGAAAAAUAUUUCUAAAUUGUGCCAAUGGAUGGUGAGAACUAGAAAAUCAGAAUACUAUCUGCUUAUUUAUAGAGUGGUCAAGCUUGUGCUUACUCUUCCCGUUUCUACUGCAACUACAGAGCGAGCAUUUUCAGCUAUGAAUGUCAUCAAAACUGACCUUCGCAACAAAAUGGAAAAUGAGUUUUUGUCAGAUGCUAUGAUGUUAUUCAUUGAAAGGGACAUUGUUGCGACAAUUAGUACAGAUUCAAUCAUAGAUGAUUUCGAAGAUUUAAAAAGAUGGCGAGUUCCAUUUUCAUAA
This is a messenger RNA of Quercus robur (English oak), 822 nucleotides long. RefSeq lists its product as uncharacterized. NCBI's taxonomy places the organism in Eukaryota, Viridiplantae, Streptophyta, Magnoliopsida, Fagales, Fagaceae. The transcript has 2 exons. Bases 1 to 822 code for a protein of 273 amino acids. The record is from RefSeq and is a predicted model, not a curated record. Gene Ontology annotation, molecular function: protein dimerization activity.